This is a messenger RNA of Agelaius phoeniceus (red-winged blackbird), 3703 nucleotides long. RefSeq names its product dishevelled associated activator of morphogenesis 1 (gene DAAM1). Lineage: Eukaryota; Metazoa; Chordata; Aves; Passeriformes; Icteridae. Gene Ontology annotation, cellular component: stress fiber. Gene Ontology annotation, biological process: actin cytoskeleton organization. Gene Ontology annotation, molecular function: actin binding; small GTPase binding. The record is from RefSeq and is a predicted model, not a curated record.
AUGGCCCCGAGGAAGAGGAGCGGCCGGGGGAUCUCCUUCAUCUUCUGCUGCUUCCGCAGCAGCGAGCACCCCGAGAUCACGUACCGGCUGCGCAAUGACAGCAGCUUCGCCCUGCAGACCAUGGAGCCCUCGCUGCCCAUGCCGCCCGUGGAGGAGCUGGAUGCCAUGUUCACCGAGCUGGUGGAUGAGCUUGACCUCACAGACAAGCACAGAGAGGCCAUGUUUGCGCUGCCAGCGGAGAAGAAGUGGCAGAUCUACUGCAGCAAGAAAAAGGACCAGGAAGAAAAUAAAGGAGCCACCAGCUGGCCAGAGUUCUACAUUGAUCAGCUGAAUUCCAUGGCUGCUAGAAAAUCCCUGAUCGCCUUGGAAAAAGAAGAUGAGGAGGAGAGAAAUAAAACAAUUGAAAGUUUGAAGACUGCACUGCGGACAAAACCAAUGAGGUUUGUGACCCGCUUCAUCGACCUGGAUGGCUUAUCAUGUAUCCUCAACUUUCUCAAAAGCAUGGACUAUGAGACAGCAGAGUCUCGAAUACAUACCUCGCUCAUUGGAUGUAUAAAAGCACUAAUGAACAACUCCCUGGGCAGGGCCCACGUCCUGGCCCACCUGGAGAGCAUCAAUGUCAUUGCUCAGAGUCUGAGCACAGAGAAUAUUAAGACAAAAGUGGCAGUGCUGGAAAUCAUGGGCGCCGUGUGCCUGGUUCCCGGGGGCCACAAGAAGGUACUGGAGGCCAUGCUGCACUACCAGAAAUAUGCCAGUGAAAGGACUCGUUUUCAGACGCUGAUCAACGACCUGGACAAGAGCACGGGCCGGUACCGAGAUGAAGUGAGCCUCAAGACAGCCAUCAUGUCCUUCAUCAACGCUGUCCUGAGCCAGGGGGCAGGCGUGGAAAGCCUGGAUUUCAGACUCCAUCUGAGAUAUGAAUUCCUCAUGCUGGGCAUCCAGCCAGUCAUUGACAAACUAAGGCAACAUGAAAAUUCAACCCUAGACCGGCACUUAGAUUUCUUUGAAAUGCUUAGAAAUGAAGAUGAACUGGAGUUUGCCAAAAGAUUUGAGCUGGUCCACAUUGACACCAAAAGUGCAACUCAGAUGUUCGAGCUGACGAGGAAGAGGCUGACGCACAGCGAGGCGUACCCGCACUUUAUGUCCAUCCUGCACCACUGUCUCCAGAUGCCUUAUAAAAGAAGCGGCAACACCGUCCAGUACUGGCUGCUGCUGGACAGGAUCGUGCAGCAGAUUGUCAUCCAGAGUGACAAAGGGCAGGACCCUGAUGCCACUCCCCUGGAAAACUUCAACAUUAAAAAUGUUGUACGAAUGUUAGUCAAUGAAAAUGAAGUGAAACAGUGGAAAGAGCAAGCAGAGAAAAUGAGAAAAGAGCACACAGAGCUGCAGCAGAAGCUGGAGAAGAAGGAGAGGGAGUGUGAUGCCAAGGCCCAGGAGAAGGAGGAGAUGAUGCAGACGCUGAACAAGAUGAAGGAGAAGCUGGAGAAGGAGUCCAGCGAGCACAAGCAGGUCAAGCAGCAGGUGGCAGAUCUGACAGCACAGCUCCAUGAAAUGAGCAGGAGGGCAAUCUGUGCUGCCAGUCCUGGAGGACCUCCCAUGCCACCAGGAGCACCCGGGGGCCCUUCACCUUCUCCAACUCCCGGCUCCCUUCUCCCCCCUCCACCACCCCCCCCACUCCCAGGGGGGUGUCCCCCACCUCCUCCCCCACCACCUCCUCCAGGGGGUCCCCCACCUCCCCCUGGCCCCCCACCCCUGGGGGGGCUGAUGCCUCCCCUUGGAGCACCCCCGGGCAUGGCCUUCAAGAAGAAGAGCAUCCCUCAGCCAACCAACGCCCUCAAGUCCUUCAACUGGUCCAAGCUUCCAGAGAACAAGCUGGCAGGCACCGUGUGGACCAACAUAGAUGACACAAGAGUGUUCAAAAUCCUGGACCUCGAGGACCUGGAGAGGACAUUCUCAGCCUACCAAAGACAGCAGGACUUCUUUGUGAAUGGUAGCUCCAGACAGAAGGAAGAUGCCAUCGAUGACACGUUGAGUUCCCGGCACAAAGUCAAGGAGCUUUCAGUCAUAGAUGGCAGGAGAGCUCAGAACUGCAACAUCCUCCUCUCCAGGCUGAAACUCUCCAAUGACGAGAUCAAACGAGCGAUUUUGACGAUGGACGAGCAGGAGGACCUCCCAAAAGACAUGCUGGAACAGCUCCUGAAGUUUGUUCCUGAAAAGGGAGACAUUGACCUGCUGGAAGAGCACAAGCACGAGCUGGACCGCAUGGCCAAGGCUGACCGGUUCCUCUUCGAAAUGAGCAGGAUAAACCAUUAUCAGCAAAGGCUGCAGUCCCUCUACUUCAAGAAGAAGUUUGCAGAGAGAGUUGCAGAAGUCAAACCCAAAGUGGAAGCCAUCCGUGCUGGCUCCAAGGCAGUGCUGCAGAGCAGCAGCCUCCAGCAGCUCCUGGAGGUGGUGCUGGCGUUUGGGAACUACAUGAACAAGGGCCAGAGGGGCAACGCCUUCGGGUUUAAGAUCUCCAGCCUCAACAAGAUUGCAGACACCAAGUCCAGCAUUGACAAGAACAUCACCCUGCUGCACUAUCUCAUCACUGUCGUGGAAAAGAAAUAUCCCAAAGUCCUGCGCCUGCACGAGGAGCUGCGAGACAUCCCACAGGCAGCCAAAGUCAACAUGACUGAGCUGGAGAAAGAAAUAAACACUCUGAGAAGUGGCCUGAGAGCAGUGGAGACUGAGUUGGACUUCCAGAAGUCCCAGGUUCAGCAGGCAGGGGACAAGUUUGUGUCUGUGGUCAGCCAGUUCAUCACACUGGCCAGCUUCAGCUUCUCGGAUGUCGAAGAUCUCCUGAUGGAAGCAAAAGAGCUGUUUUCCAAGGCUGUGAAGCACUUUGGAGAAGACACAGACAAAAUGCAGCCUGACGAAUUCUUUGGCAUCUUUGACCAGUUCCUUCAAGCUGUGACAGAGGCCAAGCAGGAGAACGAGAACAUGAGGAAGAGGAAGGAGGAGGAGGAGCGCCGGGCGCGCAUGGAGGCACAGCUGAAGGAGCAGCGGGAGCGGGAGCGCAAGGCCAGGAAGGCCAAGGAGAGCGGGGAGGAGAGCGGCGAGUUCGAUGAUCUGGUGUCUGCCCUGCGCUCGGGGGAAGUCUUCGACAAGGACCUCACCAAGCUGAAGCGCAACCGCAAGCGCAUCACCAACCAGCUGGCCGAGAGCGGCCGCGAGAGGCCCGUCACCAAGCUCAACUUCUGAGAAACAAACUGACAGCAACACCCAGCAAAAGACACGUGGGUCAGUCUUUCUGAAGUGGCUGUGGUUUUUGGGUUUUUUUUUGGUUUUUCGUUGUUUCCAUGACACUGCCUUGCGAUUCCAAGCGGAACAGUGGCACGCUCUCUGUCCCCCGCGCGGGCAGUGCGUGUGUGUAGAUACUGUGUAAAUAGUCGGGUCGGGGGGGUGUGGAGGGAGGUGUGUGGGCAGCUCAGUGCCAGCACCACCUCCUCCCCACUCCAAAAAGUAGUUCUCCCCAUGCACAAGCACAAUGCCACGUCCGUGGAGCAAGAGAGGACCCAACCCCAAGCCGCCGGUUGUCCCCAUGGUCCCAAAGCCGACGGGGAAGCUGCCUCCUGCUGCUCUCCUGCUCAGAACCCCCCAGGGCCACUUGCAGGGGACGCCUUGCACACAAGCCGAGCGGUUUAAAGAAGAAAAGACAAAAAAA